CUUUUUAAUGCGAGUUUAAAUCACACACACAUAGUUGUGCGUUCUGCCUGUUCUUAUCCAGUAGAUGUCGCUGUUGCGUCACUGUUGAUGGCGCGUGACGUCAGUGUGUAGGCGGACCCCUCACAGACACACGCACUGAAUGUCUGAUCUCUCAGCCGCAUCCACACUCACGCCUCAUUCUCAUCCUCAUCAUCAGAUCUGGUGUGAUCUCUGCAGGAUCUCACGCUGACGAUGGAUUGCGGACAGUGUGACUACGGUCAUUAAUAUCUGAUCUGUGAUUGGCUCGUUCUGUUUUUGUGGCUGCUGUCACCAUGGCGAAGAGUCCAGAGGUGAAACUGGCAGUUUUUGGCAGAGCAGGAGUGGGCAAAUCCGCUUUGGUGGUGAGAUUCCUGACCAAGCGUUUCAUCUGGGAGUACGACCCAACACUUGUUAUGUUUAUAGAUCCUCAGAACUCAGUUUGUGUCUUCACAGAGUCCACGUAUCGUCAUCAGGCAAAUAUUGAUGAUGAGAUGAUUAGUAUGGAGAUUUUGGACACAGCUGGACAGGAGGAUGUGUUACAGAAGGAGGGUCACAUGCGUUGGGCAGACGGGUUGAUUCUGGUUUAUGACAUCACAGACCGUGGGAGUUUUGAAGAUGUUGUUCCUCUGAAGGGACUUCUGGAUGAGGUGAAGAAACCCAAACACGUCCCGCUGGUUCUGUUGGGAAACAAAGCUGAUCUGGAGCACGCCCGACAGGUCUCGACAGAGGAGGGCGAGCGGCUGGCGGCCGACAUGGCCUGUGCGUUUUAUGAAUGUUCUGCGUGCGUGGAUCAGCUGAACUGAAGGUCAACAGAGAUAUCACCAUCACACAUCUCAAUCCUUAUGUUGUUGUAUUCGAGAAAUCAUCCAUCAAACACAACAUUUUCCUCACGUGUAAUCACAGUAUUUAGACAUCAAACACCCACCGGCUCUUCUGUCUGUGGAUGAGGAACGUCUCGCUGUGGAUCUGUAUCUCAUAUGAGUUUCAUUCAUUCAUUGAUCAGAUAAUGUGAGACUAUCAGAGACCAAAUCCUGACCACAGCCAUAUUCAUCAUGAAUGAGUUGAUUCUGCCUCAUCAUUAAAACAUGUCUAAAGUAUUUCCAUAUUUCAGAUCUCAAACAAAUCUUUUUUAAUCAGAUUUUCAACUUUGUCUGAUUCUUCAGUAAAUUGACUUUAAUGCUGUGUACAGUACAGAAAUAUGCACAUUUGUGUAAAUGUAAAUGUCACGAGGAAAAAGUAAACGGCUGCUGGUCUGCAUUUUUGAACCCUAAUCGUGAUGUCCUGAAUGAACCCUCACUAUACACCUAUUAAAUACAGACUUCAUUAUAUACAUACCCUGUACAACCUGUGAUGAUAUCUGUAAUUUAAGAGAUUUAAGUCAGAAGAUAUACAAACCAUGAACCAAAAACAUCUGUCUCAUUUCAUAACAACCUUAAACUCAGUGGAAAAUUUCCCAUUCACUUUAUCAUCAAGUUUAUCUUGGAUGAUCGUUUGUUUUCUGCAGAACUCUACAGUACGUAACAAAAAGAUGUAAAAUAUUUUUCACAAUACACUAGAAUAAAUCAUACAUACACACACAGAGACAGAGAGAGAGAGAUACACACACACAGAGCGAGAGAGAGUCUUGGUGUAAAUUCAUGAUGCAGUAUUUCUGCAGAGUUAAUAAAAGAAAAUUUAAACCUCAAACGCACUCUUUAUUGUUGACAUUCUUUGAGUUUGUGUUAUCAUUACAGUGUUAUGUGAAUGGCUGAAUUACAUCUGUAUUACACUUAUGUGUAAUGCCAAAAGUAGUGUUCAAAAAUAAUGUGAAAUACUGACAGAAGAACCAAAAACUUCAGGCUUUGUGUGUGUGUGUGUGCGUAUGUGUGUGUGUAGGGUGUGUCAUGUUCAGAUGGAGGAUAAUUACACGCAUGUGUCUGAGAAUAGAAGCCAGAGAAAACCACUAAUUCAACAUCAGAGUUUAUAAGCAGCAGGUCAACACUGAGUUUCUGUUUUGAUGACAUCAUUUAAAUUUACCACACAUUUACUGUGUUUUACUGUCCAUUAAUAUAACAGUAUGCACACAUACAGAUCUGCAGCAUCAGCACCACAUCUUUAUAGACACACUGAGAUGCACACACAGAUGUUGGCAUAUGUGGUUUAAGGGGACAAUUCCAUUGACGCAAUGCAUUUUAUACUGUACAAACUGUACUGUAUAUUCUAUUCCCCUAACCUACACCAGUCCUUAUCCACAAUGUCACAAAAACUUGUUGGCAGUCUUUAAUUUAUGAAAAAGUACCAAUUAGUUUGUUUUUAAGACGUUCAGUUUACAGGGACACUUUCGUGUUUAUAGCAUAAUAAACAUGUCAUUAUAUACUAUUCAUGUCCCCGUAAACCACAUAUACCAACCCACACACAUACACACACAGUACACACAACAGUCCUAUAGGAGUUUAAGGAAAGUUUUUCUUUUCCAUAAUGAGAGACUAAAGAAAUCCAGAGAGAGGCACAGCUGGGAGACUGAAAAUAAAGCCUAACAAACUCCCACAAUAACAACACAACACUGCAGCUCAAUUCACCUCACAAUAAUACAGCAAACAUUAAAACCUUUAAAAAGAUGA
This is a messenger RNA of Misgurnus anguillicaudatus (oriental weatherfish), 2618 nucleotides long. It is a transcript of the gene rerg, whose product is annotated as RAS-like, estrogen-regulated, growth inhibitor. The record is from RefSeq and is a predicted model, not a curated record. Gene Ontology annotation, molecular function: GTP binding; GTPase activity. Lineage: Eukaryota; Metazoa; Chordata; Actinopteri; Cypriniformes; Cobitidae.